Messenger RNA from Brassica rapa (field mustard), 5580 nucleotides. Its product is annotated as cytochrome P450 81F2. The record is from RefSeq and is a predicted model, not a curated record. Gene Ontology annotation, molecular function: oxidoreductase activity, acting on paired donors, with incorporation or reduction of molecular oxygen; monooxygenase activity; heme binding. Lineage: Eukaryota; Viridiplantae; Streptophyta; Magnoliopsida; Brassicales; Brassicaceae.
AAAUAUUGAAUAUAAAAUAACAAAAUCAUAUUGGUUAGUAAAUCUAAAGAUAGGUGAAUCCAAAAAUAACUAUUUUUCUCGUGAAUCGUCAUAUUAAAAACCACAGAUUACAAAAAGAACCUGUCAAAGUCAAAGAAAAGUCGUAUAAAACAGGGUACCACUACAAUAAAAUAAGACAAAAAAACAAAGAAAAGAAAUAAUGAGUCAACGUUCAAACAUGCACUCUUUAUUUAUAUCUAUUUCGUCGUAAAACCAACCCAUAUAUAUACAGACAUAGAUUAUCAACCUUUAUCACUUACCUUUGUUAGCUUCGACUCCAAAAAAAUUAAAAACAACAUUUUGUUAGCUAAACCAAAAAAUAGAAAUAAUCACAUGGAUUACAUUUUGCUCUUAUUGCCACUCGUAUUGUUUCUACUAGCUUACAAAUUCUUAUUCUCAUCUAAGAGUUUCAAUCUUCCACCAGGACCAACUCCCUUUCCCAUCGUCGGCAACCUCCACCUCGUGAAACCACCGGUGCACCGUCUCUUCCGUCGUUUCGCGGAGAAGUACGGUGACAUCUUCUCCCUCCGUUAUGGCUCUCGCCAAGUCGUCGUGAUCUCUUCCUUGCCCCUCGUCAGAGAAUGCUUUACUGGUCAGAACGACGUUAUUUUAACGAACCGACCGCAUUUUCUGACCGCAAAGUACGUUGCUUACGACUACACCACGGUUGGAACCGCCGCAUAUGGCGACCACUGGCGUAAUCUCCGCCGUAUUUGCUCUCUUGAGAUCCUUUCCUCUAACCGUCUCACUGGAUUCCUCUCCGUUCGUAAAGACGAGAUCCGACGAUUGCUCACGAAACUCUCACGUGACUAUAAUGGCCAAGUCGUUGAGCUUGAGCCUCUUCUUGCAGAUUUGACGUUCAAUAAUAUUGUCCGUAUGGUCACUGGGAGACGUUACUACGGAGACCAGGUUCACAACAAGGAAGAAGCGAACCUAUUCAAGAAGCUAGUGACGCAGAUCAACGACAAUAGUGGUGCGAGCCAUCCAGGAGAUUAUUUACCAAUUCUCAAAGUUUUCGGACACGGCUACGAGAAGAAAGUGAAAGCACUCGGCGAAGCCAUGGACACUUUCUUGCAGCGACUGCUCGACGAUUGCCGUAGAGAUGGAGAGAGCAACACAAUGCUUAGUCAUCUGUUGUCUUUACAAGUAGACCAACCCAAGUAUUACAGUGACGUCAUCAUCAAAGGCCUCAUGCUCAGUAUGAUGCUUGCGGGGACGGAUACUGCAGCCGUGACACUAGAAUGGGCGAUGGCGAGUUUGUUGAAAAGUCCUGAAGUGUUGAAGAAGGCGAAAGCCGAGAUAGAUGAUAAGAUUGGACAUGAACGUUUGGUCGACGAACCGGACAUUUUGAAUCUCCCUUAUCUCCAAAACAUAGUUUCCGAGACCUUCCGACUGUGUCCAGCCGCACCACUCCUUGUACCACGUUCUCCUUCUGAAGACCUCAAGAUUGGCGGAUACGACAUACCGCGUGGCACCAUCGUACUAGUGAAUUCUUGGGCCAUCCAUAGAGAUCCAAGGCUUUGGGAUGAGCCUGAGAGGUUCAUGCCAGAGCGUUUUGAGGACAAAGAAGCUGCCAAUAAUAAUAAGCUUAUGAUGUUUGGGAACGGACGAAGGACGUGUCCUGGUGCGGCUUUGGGUCAAAGGAUGGUAUCGUUGGCUUUAGGAUCGUUGAUUCAAUGCUUUGACUGGGAAAAAGUCAACGGUGAGGAAAUUGAUAUGACCGAAAAUUCUGGAAUGGCUAUGCGCAAGCUCGUGCCGUUACGAGCCGUUUGCCAUCAGCGUCCCAUUAUGACUAAUCUUUUGGCUUAAAAUUACUCGGUUCACUCUUUCAUGAUUACUGGUUCGUGUUUUUCGGAUUUCUUUUAUAAUUUGUUUGAUUUUUUGGGUGUGACUAUUAUAAAGAUAAUGUAAGAUUCGAUGAAGAAUGUUGCAAUGUUGUGAAUAAGAUUCGAUAACGAAAGAAGCAAAGAGAUUGCUGAUUCGAUGAAGAAUGUUGCAAUAUCUAAAAAAGCAUGAAAGAAAAACAUGUAAGAAAGUCUCCUCUAUAAAAUCUGUCGGUAGAUGCAUCAAAAAAAAUUCUAAUAUAAGGUAGUGUAAUAUAAACAUAUUUUAAAAAAACAAAUCAUAUCAGAAAAAUGUAUUAAUCUAUUAUCAUAAAUGCUAAAAUAUAUAAUAUUAUAAUAUUUUGUUCCAAGAUUAAAUAUUGUAAGUUUCAUUUCUAAUUUGAAAAUUUAUAUGAUUUUAAAAUUUUAUUGCUACUUUUAAUUAAACUAUCUACUAAGACUAUGUAUAAUGGUUUACAAAUUCAACAUCCAAUUUUCAACAUUUUAACAUUCCAUAUCUUGUUCAAAAAAAACAUUUCAUAUCAUGUUGUCUUUCUUCCACAUAAUUUUCAACACAUAAUUUACUUUUAUAUAUCUUAGACUAUCUUCAAUGGUAGAUAAAUUCAACAUCCUACUUUUUUUGAAAAUAUUCUACAUCAUCUUCUAUUUCUAAUAUUCAUUUCAGUUUUAACAUCUACAAUAAGUUUGUUUAAUAUUCAAACCCUACCCCAUUAUUUUAAAUUCAUAUUUUUUGUUAUCUAUUAUCACUUAAUAACUAGUCAAUUUUUUGAGUGUUAAAAUGAUUAGUAUAUUUUAUCAUUAAAAAGUCAAUUAGUUAAAUUUUGAUGGUAAAAAGGAUUAUUUUUGUGAUCUAUUUAACCAAAAAAUAGUUUAAUCACAAAAUAUUGAUUGAAGGCUAAUACAAAAAUUAUAGUAAAAUUGAAGUUUUUUUAUGUAUCCUAAUAAGGUGAGAAUAGUCUAUAUUUAUAGAUCAUAACAAAUCAUGAAAUUUAAUAUAAUAUUUUUAAAAAAAUCUGUUUACUACAAAAUAAAUGAGUUUCAACAAUUUGAGGAGAAAAAAAUCUCAAAAUUUUUUUUGACAACCAAUGAAAAUAUAACACCUUUCAAAUUGACAAAUGUGUUUCAUUCUUUCAAUUGUCUAGCAUGUGUAUUUCACUUUUUCAAUUUCUUUCCAUUGACAUUUCACUGCCUGUCAUUAUGUCCAUACUUUUGUUGCAUUCAACUAGUUAAAUAAAUUAAAUGUAAUUCACAUACACAUUUUUAUAAUUCAAUAGUCCCAUUGUAUGAAUUAAACAGUUGAAUUUUGGAUCUAAUUACCUCAUUGCUGGUAGUCUUACAAUGAUUUUGUUUAAUAAAAUUCAACAUUCUAUCUCAUUAUUUUUAUUUUCUAUUUUACUUUUAUAUAUUUGUGUAUCUACAUAUUAACAACAAUAAUAAAUUAAACUAAGAUAAAUAACGUUUUUUUAAAAAAAUCUUAUUUUAUAUUUUUGUGUAGUAAAAAAUCAAAUUAGUUUAUUAAAAACUAGUAGAAUUAUAUAUUAAAAUGUGUUUUUAUUAUGUAUCCAAAUAAAAGGAAACAAAUUUUUCUUUGUAAAGUAUGGAAAAUGAUAAAUUUUGAUAUAAAAAAAAAAUUGGCCUACUUAUAAAAAAACUAAUCACAAACAAUCAAAGAUUAAAAAGUAUCAAUAUAUAUCAUAUCUCUUUCUCAUUGAAACAUUCAAAUGGUACUUGUUCAUUUUUUUGUUUUUGUUUUUAAACAAGUAGAAAACAUUUAACUCAUUUGAAUCUACGUACUAUUUUUGCUUUUGUCGACAAGUUCAUUACAGAAAUUCAACAGUUGAAUUAAAUAAUUUAACAGAUCUAUUGCACGUGGUCUAAAUUGUUACUUUCCACUUUUCAUAUUUUCUCAGUUUCUUCUAUUGUCUCAGUUGGUUACUUUCCACUUUUCAUAUUGUCUCAGUUUCUUCUAUUUCUAUUAACACUUGUACAUGAAUAUUUUUAUACCUUGUAAAAUUAUCAGAAUAUCAAUAAAUUAUGUUGACCACAAAACAAACAAGGGGGGGGGGGGGGGGGGGGGGGGGGGGGGUGCUUAUUGAAUUAAAGAUUUCAUAAAAUUUUAGUUUUUCUCCAAAUCCUCCCACCUUAUUGAAUAUGGCAUUCAUAAAAAUUCUUAUAAAUCCAUGGUUAUUGGAUAUAGCAUUUAUAUAAAUCCCAUCAAAUCUCCUUUUAUUGAAAAGUAUGGAUUUCAUCAAAGAUAUAUAUCAAGAAUUAUUCUGAAUUAUUAGAAAAAAAUGAUUUACACUUCAAAUUCAAUAAAAUUAAAUAGCAUGUAAAGAAAUGGAGUUUCAAGAAAAAGCACGUUUAUUUUAUAUCCUCUCUUUAUGCUUUCAAAUUAAAAAUAAAAUGAUCAAAUCAGUUGAAAACCAGAGAAAUGGGUUCGUUGAUCUGAUGUGUUCGUAAAGUGAGAGAGAUGAAGGGGUGAGUGCCUUUCGAAACAAGAAAACCUUUCUUCUCAGGAACUUCUCCUUCACAUCAGAUCAACAACAUUGAAUGGAAGUUCCUCGACACACCAUUUCUCCCUCGAACUUUCCACUUCUUCACAUAUGGACAUUGAUACUGUUGUUGAGUUUUGUACCUUUUAAUCUUAUUUACAUUUCUUAUUUUUGUAUGCGUAUAGACUUGUGUGUUUGCAGUGCGUAAACAAUUGCAAUGACAAAUGGAAUUACUGAAACUUCUUCUGCCUUACAGCAUCAAUUGUGAGACAUGCAUAGUGUUCUUUGUGUUUACUUUAAUUUACUUGAAGACCUUUGUUGUCACAGUCACGAUGAGUUUUUCUUUGCUCGCUUAAUCAAAGUUAUGUGGAAAUCAGUCACUUUUAGAAGAUUACAAUAUUGUUAUGUAUCACCAAGCUUGGUACGAAGAAAAGUUUGUGUUGUCUAUUGUCAUAAAUUAUUAUCUCUUUCUGCGGAAAAAUAAAAGUGAUAUGUGGGGGUUAAUCAAAUAUACAAUUUCUAAUUAGUGUAUUGAGACCCCAUCUUUGCAUAUGUAAUCGAGAAAGAUAUGUGUUGACUGAUGGAGGAGAGUGGUUUGUUACAUAUAUGAUAUACCUAAGGACCAAGGCACAAAUUCCCAAUCUCAGAUAUUUUUUUUUAUCUUAACUUGGCACUAUAAUCCAGAGUAUAAUUUUGAUACUUUUAGAUGUCGUUUUUAUAUUUUCUGGGCAAGCAACAUAUGUGUCAAUUUAAAAAUUAAAAAUCAAAUUAUUCAUUUUUUUUCUUUCCCAAAUCUCCAAAUUCCAUUCUAAUCACCUCCUAAAGACUUGCUCAAAUCCCAAUUUUUUUAUAAAACCACUUCGAAGUUGGUAUAUCUCCAAAUUCCCACAAUUCCACAAAUCAUCAAAUCCAAUAAGCCCCCACAAAAAAAAAUCACACAUUUGAUUUGUCGGAAAGAGAUAAAAAGGGCCACCAUUAAAGAAGAAAGCCCAAAACAAUCCAGAGAACUAUAAGGCCCCAAAACCAAUUAAACGUAAAACUGCAGAUUGUCACUUCCUUCCCCCACGAUUUAACUUCAAGCUAGAGGAGGAGAGGAACCCAGAAGAAGAAUCACUAUCAUCAGUUCUUUCCAAGUUUGAUUUGUAACGAAAGAUUCUGCUUCGAGCAGUGAAAGCAAAUCUGAAGAAGCAGCGAACAUCCUCCAG